AUGUCGCUUUUGGAACUUCCACCGGAAAUCCUUCUCUGGGUUGGCAAGAUCAUCGACAAGAAGGACAUUCGAUGUCUAUGUCUUGCGUCUCGAAAAUCCAACUUCAUCUUCAGAAAGAGCCUUUUUGAUUGCAUAGACUUUCAAGGUUCUCCGCCAAUCCAUUGGGCAGUCGAACAUAGAAGCUUGGGCAUCCUCCAGCUCUCUUUGUGUUCGAAAAAGGCAGACAUCAACGAAUAUUCCUCCGGCCUUACACCCCUCAUGCUGGCUACAAAGUUGCGAUACGCAGAUGCUGUUAACUUGCUAUUACGCCAUCAUUCCGUGAGAGUCACACAGCGUGACCUACUGGGGCAAAGUGCCCUCUCGAUUACGAUUUCGCUUGGAAUUGUCAAAAUUGUCGAACUACUCAUCAAUGUAAAGAACAUUGAUCUCAAUACCCCAUCCUUUGAUGGAAAUGCACCUUGUACAAUCGCGCUGACUUGUCGCCAACCGUAUAUCUUCCAACUUCUCUUGUCCGAUAGGCGAACAAAUGUCAAUAUUCGCGAUCACCAUAGCCAAACCCCGCUACAUAUAGCGGUGGAAAUUGGCGACUAUGGAGCAAUUCAAAUGCUUAUGCGACACCCGCGAGUUGAUAUCAACUGUCUCAACCACCGCAAUGAAACCCCGUUACUUCUGGCUGUCAAAGGAUACACCGGUCGAUUCCUCCCCAUCAAGAAAAAGCUGGUCAUCGUUGAAUCCUUGCUUCUCAAUUCAUACACUGACUUGAACCAUCAAGAUGAGAAUGGUCGUACCCCACUGUGGUAUGCGGUGGAAAACUCCGAUGCAAAGCUGACUGAACUGCUCUUGCAACAACCGAGCCUGAACCCAAAUCGCGCCGACAGAUUAGGCCAAACACCUUUGGCAAACGCUGCUGCAAAGGGCUCCUUAGCCUUGGUGAAAAUUCUCCUUCAACAUCCAGGGCUUCAUAGAAGUCCUCAAUCUGGCCAUGCAUUACCACCAUUUUGGUCGGCAUGUCGCGCAGGACAAACCUCAAUGGUGGAAUUUCUCCUCCAAAAUUCGGCCGAUAUUAACCAAAAAAGCCCAUCAGGGACGUCGCCACUUCAAAUCGCAAUCGUAAACCAGCAUCUCGACAUUGUCCGCCUCCUCCUCAGCGAAGAAUCUUUGUUGAUCAAUGACCAUGGCCAUGACUCCUUUACUCCGCUCAUGUUUGCGUCAGCUAAUGGCUGGUUUGCAGUUGUCGAAAUUAUAUUGGAGCAUCCCGACGUAAAUGUGAAUGCGGUGGACGACGUGGGGAGGACAUCUCUCUGGUGGGCUGCAGCAGGUGGGCAUUAUGAGAUUGUUAAGUUGUUAACCAAUCAACGUGGCAUCAUUAAGCGACUGGAAGAUUCGAAUGGACAGACGGCAUAUGCCAUCGCCAAGGAACGCAACCAUUUUAAUGUCAGGUUUCAUAUCCGAAGCCCUUAG
This is a messenger RNA of Penicillium nucicola, 1461 nucleotides long. Its product is annotated as ankyrin repeat domain-containing protein. The transcript has a single exon. Bases 1 to 1461 code for a protein of 486 amino acids. Gene Ontology annotation, molecular function: protein binding. The record is from RefSeq and is a predicted model, not a curated record. Lineage: Eukaryota; Fungi; Ascomycota; Eurotiomycetes; Eurotiales; Aspergillaceae.